Molecule: messenger RNA, 1701 nt
Organism: Polistes dominula (European paper wasp)
Lineage: Eukaryota; Metazoa; Arthropoda; Insecta; Hymenoptera; Vespidae
Product: cholecystokinin receptor type A
Biological process (GO): neuropeptide signaling pathway
Cellular component (GO): plasma membrane
Molecular function (GO): neuropeptide receptor activity
Source: RefSeq, a predicted model, not a curated record
UAGAAGAGAUCAAUAAUAAUAUAAAACGAAAAAAAAUAUGACACUUAUGGAGAACAAUAAUGUUUCAUUUAUCGGUGAUCAUUUUUCCUGGGAAAAUAAUGAAUAUUCACCAUCGGUCAUUCCAUAUUUAUCAGGAUAUACAAAUUUUAUUUCGAAUAAUUUUAAUGGAACUCCAACGACUAUUGUACAAUCCAGUAAAAAAAAUUUACUCGAAAAUUUAAUCGUACCACUAUAUGCUAUUAUUUUUUUUUUAUCUAUCGUUGGAAAUUGUUUAGUGUUGAUUACUUUGACACGAAACAAACGAAUGAGAACUGUCACCAACGUUUAUCUAUUAAAUUUGGCUGUGUCAGAUUUGUUGCUCGGGGUAUUCUGCAUGCCAUUUACUUUAUUGGGACAAAUGUUGAAGAAUUUUGUUUUUGGCAUUAUGAUCUGCAAAUUAAUAUCAUAUUUUCAAGUUGUUUCCGUUUCCGUCGGAGUUUGGACACUGGUUGCUAUUUCUUUAGAACGAUAUUUUGCUAUUUGUCGACCAUUAAAGUCACGUCGUUGGCAAACCCAAUUUCAUGCAUAUAAAAUGAUCGUAGUUGUUUGGGUUUUAUGUCUUACAUGGAAUGUACCGAUACUUAUUGUUUCACAAAUUCAAAAUAUCAGAGGAGGAAGAAGAAAAUGUAGAGAAGUAUGGGCAAGUAUUCGAACAGAACGCGUAUACAAUUUAUUUUCUGAUGGAACGUUACUUCUUUUACCUUUAAUUAUUAUGACCAUGGCAUAUUCUUUAAUUGCCAUUAAACUUUGGCGAGGACUUAAGAGAGAGAUGACACAAAAUUUCAAAUCACAACGCAAAUUAAAGAAAAGUGGAGGAGCUACAUCAUCGUUAACUACUGCGAAUGGUACAACUAGGAAAAAUGGGAAACAUGAAUCUAACGUUACGAUAGUUGUAAAUGCGUGUAAUUCAACGAAGGCACGUGUACCGCAACAAACAAGAAUGGAUACAAUGAUGCUAGGUGUUACAAACAGUGAAGAAUCCACUGAAUCAAAGACAGUAAGAAUUUCUCAAGAUGGAACCAGCAAAAAUUGUCUUUCAACAAAUAGAAAUUCAAACAAAUUGAGGAACGAGAAUUCCAAAAAUUCCAAUUCUUCUUGUCCGUUAGGUAGACAGCAUGUUGUACGAAAUAAUCAACUUAACAAAAGUAUUGAAUCGAAGAAAAAGGUUAUUAGAAUGCUAUUUGUGAUAGUUUUGGAAUUCUUCGUAUGCUGGGCACCAUUGCACGUAGUCAAUACGUGGUACCUUUUCACUCCGGAAUUAGUUUAUUCCAUUGUUGGGAGUACUGGAAUCAGUUUGAUACAAUUGUUAGCGUACAUUUCCAGUUGUUGCAAUCCAAUUACUUAUUGUUUCAUGAACAAAAAAUUUCGUCAAGCAUUUUUCGGCGUCUUUCAUUGUCAUCGUUGCUGGAGAAUAAAAUGGAGAAACAGUGAUGUUCCCAUGUCUACAGGAGGAAAAACCAAAAAAGUUGGCAACAUUAAUGAAUUUAGUGGCAACGAAUCAACAAUGUAUCUAAGGAAAACCGAAGUAGUUCAACUUUUAGAAGAAAAAGAUCGGACCUAACAUCUAAGGGCAAAGUAUGAACGACGAAGUAUUUUUGUUUGAAGAAUUUUGUUCCGAAAAUAGAAAGAAAAACGUUUUUGAAUAUACAAAAAAGAAGGGAA